AUGGCCGACACCGAUCCCAAAGGCUUCAAGCGCUCCAGCGCCGACAGAGAGGGCAGCUCGAGGAAGAAGGCCAAGAAGGAGGAAUCCGACUCAGAGGAACCCAAGUACAACCCUUACCUGGCGCAUAUGGACGACAGCGGCGUGGACUCCAGCUCGGCCUUCGCUGGUUUCAAGCAGCGCGCCACCACCGCCAAGCAGGCUGAGAAGGUCGAGGACCUCGAUACCAACGCCUUCACCGGCCGUCCCCAUUCGCAAAAGUACUUCCAGAUCCUGCAGACGCGCCGGGAUCUGCCAGUCCAAAAACAAAGACAAGAGUUCCUCGACAAGUACCACUCCACCCAGAUUCUCGUCUUUGUCGGCGAGACGGGUUCCGGAAAGACGACACAGAUUCCCCAGUAUGUCGUCUAUGAUGAACUUCCCCAGCUCAACCGCAAAAUGGUCGCCUGCACCCAGCCUCGCCGUGUCGCCGCCAUGUCCGUCGCCCAGCGUGUUUCCGACGAGAUGGAUGUUGAGCUCGGCGAGGAGGUCGGAUACAGCAUUCGUUUCGAGGAUAGGACAAGCCCCAAGACGAUCCUGAAGUACAUGACGGACGGUAUGCUUCUCCGAGAAGCCAUCCACGACCACGAAAUGUCCCGUUACAGCUGUAUCAUCCUCGACGAGGCCCACGAACGUACCCUCGCCACCGAUAUCCUCAUGGCCUUGCUCAAGCAGAUUGCUGCCCGCCGUCCCGACCUCAAGAUCAUCGUCAUGUCCGCCACCCUCGAUGCCCAAAAGUUCCAGCGCUACUUCAACGAUGCCCCUCUUCUCACCGUCCCCGGCCGUACCUUUCCCGUCGAGAUCUUCUACACCCCCGAGCCCGAGCGCGACUACGUCGAGGCGGCCAUCAGGACGGUGCUGCAGAUCCACGCUUCCGAGGGCGAGGGAGACAUCCUGCUCUUCCUGACGGGUGAGGAGGAGAUCGAGGACGCGUGUAGGAAGAUCAAUCUCGAGGCCGACGAGAUGACGAGAGAAAUCGACGCCGGGCCCCUGGCAGUCUACCCCCUUUACGGCACACUGCCGCCGCAUCAGCAGCAAAAGAUUUUCGACAAGCCCCCGGCCCCCUACAGGAAGGGCGGCCGGCCGGGUCGCAAGGUCAUCGUGUCGACCAACAUUGCCGAGACGUCGCUGACAAUCGACGGUAUCGUCUACGUCGUCGAUCCGGGCUUCAGCAAGCAGAAGAUCUAUAACCCUCGCAUCCGUGUUGAGUCGCUCCUGGUCUCGCCCAUCUCAAAGGCUUCGGCCCAGCAGCGUGCCGGUCGUGCCGGUCGAACAAAGCCCGGAAAAUGCUUCCGCCUCUACACCGAGAACGCCUUCAAGAAGGAGCUCAUUGAACAAACGCACCCCGAGAUUCUGCGCUCCAACCUGGCCAACACGGUGCUCGAGCUGAAGAAACUUGGCGUGCAAGACCUUGUCCACUUCGACCUCAUGGACCCCCCCGCCCCUGAGACCAUGAUGCGCGCCCUCGAGGAGCUCAACUACCUGGCCUGUCUCGACGACGACGGCGAGCUGACGACCCUCGGCAGCCUGGCGUCCGAGUUCCCCCUCGACCCGGCGCUGGCCGUCAUGCUCAUCUCCUCGCCAGAGUUCUACUGCUCCAACGAGAUCCUCUCCAUCACCGCCCUUCUCUCCGUGCCGCAAAUCUGGGUCCGCCCGGCCGCGCAGCGCAAGCGCGCCGACGAGAUGAAGGCGCAGUUCUCCCACCCCGAGGGCGACCACCUCACGCUACUCAACGCCUACCACGCCUUCAAGGGCACGGCCAACCAGCCCGACGUCGAUCCCAAGAAGUGGUGUCACGAGCACUUCCUCUCGUUCCGCCACCUCAGCAGUGCGGACAACGUCCGCGCCCAGCUGAAGCGCAUCAUGGAGACCCACGGCCUCGAGCUCAUAUCGACGCCCUUUGAAGACAAGAACUACUACACAAACAUCCGCCGCGCGCUUCUCUCGGGAUUCUUCAUGCAGGUCGCCAUGAAGGAGAGCUCCGGCAAGGUGUACCGCACCAUCAAGGACGACCAGGCCGUCAUGAUGCACCCCUCGACCGUCCUAAAGACGGACUACGAAUGGGUACUUUACAACGAGUUUGUCCUGACCUCGAAGCAGUACAUCCGUACUUGCACCGGAAUCAGACCGGAAUGGUUACUGGAAAUUGCUCCGGUCUACUACGACCUCGCCACUUUUGAGAAGGGCGACGUGAAGACGGCCCUCACCCGUGCCGCCGAGAAGAAGCGCCGCAAGGAGGCUAUGAAGAACGGCCGGUGA
Colletotrichum graminicola M1.001 is the source of this 2295-nucleotide messenger RNA. Its product is annotated as helicase associated domain-containing protein. Gene Ontology annotation, molecular function: RNA binding; ATP binding; RNA helicase activity. NCBI's taxonomy places the organism in Eukaryota, Fungi, Ascomycota, Sordariomycetes, Glomerellales, Glomerellaceae. Gene Ontology annotation, cellular component: intracellular anatomical structure; spliceosomal complex. The record is from RefSeq and is a predicted model, not a curated record. The transcript has 3 exons. Bases 1 to 2295 code for a protein of 764 amino acids.